Molecule: messenger RNA, 1002 nt
Organism: Leptosomus discolor (cuckoo roller)
Lineage: Eukaryota; Metazoa; Chordata; Aves; Leptosomiformes; Leptosomidae
Source: RefSeq, a predicted model, not a curated record
AUGGAGAGACCGGUGAAGGAUGGGAUCCUGUAUGUGCAGCACUCCAAAUUUGGAAAGAGGUCCUGGAGGAAGAUGCGAGCCCAGCUCUUCGCCGCCAGCCCCUCUGGUGUGGCCCGCAUGGAGAAGUUCGACGUGCGGGACGAUGGCAUGGCGCUGGAGAAGAGCUCCCUGCGGCGGUGUGCCCGCCGGGUGAUCCGCCUCUCGGACUGCGUCUCUGUGGGCCCAGGUGCAAAGGAGACAGCACAGAGCAGUGCUAGGACCCAGCCCAGCCCCGCUGUCCCCAUGGAGGAGAACUCCCUCUAUUCCUCCUGGCAGGACCUGACUGAAUUCCCAGUGGUGGUUGUCCAGACGGAUGCGGCCACACGCUGCAGCUUGCACGGGCACUACCUCCUCUCGCCCCUUCCCCAGAGCCUGACGCUGAAGGACCCACAGUCCCGCCAGCCCCUGUUCACCUGGCCCUACCCCUUCCUCCGCAAGUUUGGCCAGGAUCAGCCCCUCACCCUGCCCUCUGGCACGGUCUUCUCCUUUGAGGCGGGCCGCCGCAGCGACUCCGGUGAGGGCACCUUCACCUUCAGCACCCCCCGGGCCCUGGAGCUCUGCCGGGCCGUGGCUGCUGCCAUCGCCUGCCAGCAGCAGGGCAAGGAUACCUCAGACGCCCGUCUCUUCUGUGUCACAGACCCCCAGCUCUCUGCACCGGGCCUCGAGUCUCAGUCCUGGGGCCCUGGGGCUGAGGAGCCUCAGCCCAGCCCACCCCUUGGGGGGGCACAGCCUGCCUCCCACGCCCCUGCCAGCCUCCUCCACUUCCCCCCGCCGGAGCCGGAGGCCACAGGCCCCAUCGUCUAUGCCUCCAUCGCCCGGGGCCAGCAGCACCUCUUCGCACCAGUGCAUCCGGGCUCCAGUGAGCCCUGGGCCCCGGGGAAGCUGCCUCCUGAGCAUCUCUAUGAGAACAUCUUCGCCACAGAGCCGGGUCCAGCUGGGGCGGAGGAGGAGGAGGAGGAGGAG